Python bivittatus (Burmese python) is the source of this 3362-nucleotide messenger RNA. The record is from RefSeq and is a predicted model, not a curated record. NCBI's taxonomy places the organism in Eukaryota, Metazoa, Chordata, Lepidosauria, Squamata, Pythonidae.
AGCCAUCUAAGAAUGUCUCCGGUUCCCAAAGACCCCCAGGAGGAUGCAUAUUUCAAGUCGUCAAGGCGAAGUAUUGGGAAACGUUUUCCAUCAGCAAUAAUCGCGCCUCGGAUAAACCUCAUUGGCUACGACACUUUGCUGUUGUUGUUCAGUCGUUUAGUCGGGUUCGAGGCUUCUUGACCCCAUGAACCAUAUUGCGCCAGGCCUUCCUGUCCUUCACUGCCUCCCUGAGUUUGCUUAGUUUCAUGCUCAACGACACUUACUCUUUCUCAAUCAAUUCACUCUGAAGGAAAUGAGCAAAACUACAUUAAAGGGGUUCCAAGGCCAAGGGAUAUCCCUCUCCAAGUCAGGCUUGCCACGGCGUGCCUGGCAAACGGUUUUCGUUACCCCUCCAAGCGUCUGGGGAAAGGUGGAAAAGGAAGUGAGAUCAGCUGCAGAGCUGGGCUCGGUCUCGGCGUUACAGCGAGGCUGACGGACCCGUUCUGUAGCGCCAGCUUCCUCCCCCCGCCGAUGCCCAUGGCGGGCCGGGCCGGGCUGCUCUACUUCUGCCUAGCCUUUCCGCUGAUGGGCGCACAGCAGCAGACGAGGCAGGACCGCGGAGAAGAAGCCGAAAGAGCGGCUCUCCUGAGCCGCUGGCAGUACGAGCGUUCGCAGAAGCAGGCUGGGGCCGCGCAGGACCUUUCCCGGACGUCCUGGAACUUCCUGGCCUGCCAGUUGUGGCAGGGAGGCUGCGAGGAAGAGGAGGAAGCGAGGGCCCAGCGCGAGGAAGAGGAGGAAGGCGGCAGAGGCAUCCUGCUACAGCAAGAGUGGAAAUUGCCCAUCCUGACUGAGUUAGUCUCUACCUGGUACUGCAGCUUUGGCAGAUGCUGCACAACAGGAGACUGCAGAGUGACCAACAAUAUCACAGGCCUGGAACUAGAUCUGAACAAACGACUCCAUGGCCAACAUUUGGCAAAAGAAAUUGUCCUGAAAGCAGUUCAGGGUUUCCUGGAAACACCACAGCCAGAGAAAGCACUAACUCUUUCUUUCCAUGGCUGGUCUGGCACCGGCAAGAACUUUGUAGCUCGUUUAAUGGCAGAACAUCUUUAUCGAGAUGGCGUAAAAAGUGACUGUGUCAAAAUUUUCAUCUCAGUAUUUCAUUUUCCUGAUCCCAAAUAUAUGGACCUUUACAAGGUCCAGCUAGCAAACCAAAUCAGUGAGACAGUCCAGUUCUGUGAACAAUCCUUGUUCAUCUUUGAUGAGGCAGAGAAGCUUCACUCUGAUCUCCUCAACGCCCUUAAACCAUAUGUGGAUCACUAUGGCAACACUGACAAGAUCGAUUACCGGCGGUCCAUCUUCUUAUUUCUGAGUAACGGUGGUGGCAACAUCAUCAAUAAGGUGGCCCUGGAUUUCUGGCAAGCUGGUCAAGCAAGAGAGGAAAUCACCAUGGAAUAUUUGGAACAAUACCUGCGGAAAGACCUGCUGGAUGCCCCAGAUGCCCACAACUGUCUUCUUCAGGAGAACCUCAUAGACUUUCUGGUACCUUUCCUGCCCUUGGAAUAUCACCAUGUGAAGCUCUGUGCUCGGGAUGCGUUUCUUGCUCGAGGUCUACAGUUCACUGAAGAGGUGCUAGAUAAGGUUGCAAGGACGAUGGUGUUUGUUCCCAAGGAGGAGAAAUUAUUUUCUGCCCAAGGUUGCAAAUCAGUCUCCCAGCGUAUAAACGACUUCCUUCUUUGACAGGGGAAGGUGGAGAAGACUGCAACUGAGUUUAUUCUCUUUUCUCUUGUAUGAGGGCCAUAUACUUUGUUGUAUUUAUUGCACUUUAACUAGUGUAAUAUUCCCUACAUUCCCUAUAUUAUUGGGGUUGCCAGGCUGAAAAAGGUAAGAAAGCUUCAUUAUGGAGCUGGAAUCUACAUGAGUGGUGCUGCUGAAAUAGUAAUAUAUUCAGAGUAUUUUUCCAAUAUUGGAUACAAAUGAUGCUUUGGGGCCACAUAUUCUUAUCCACUAUAUUGAGUGGGUUUUUAGACAUCAUGGGGAGAAGGCCCCAUCUGCAAGAUGCGAGACAGACUUAAUUUUAUUUCCAAGUCUGAGAUGUUUGAUAAUUACUUGAAUCUAGCAACUUCCUAGUCUGCAUUCCUAGUGCGUAGCUGGAUAGGGAACUAUCACAUUUACUUGCAAUUCAGUAAUCUACAUCUUCUACAAUUCUUGUGUUGAAAUAACGUAUAAAGGAAAGGUUUUGCCCCUUGUUAGAGGCAUGGUGUCUGUAUUAUAUAUAUUUAUAUUAAUCUUUUAAAUGGGGACAUUAUUACAUGUACUUGUGCUGACAAAAUGCAGCUAUUUGCACUUUUCAGAGUCUAUAUAUCAAGACAAAUAUGUGCCAUUCUUUUAAUGAUAACUUUUACAAUAGCACAAAUGACAUACUUCCAGUCCAGCACUGAAAUUGAGCAAUGAGGUUCCAGUCCUAUGAGAUCAGCACUCCUUGCGUAAGCCAUUACUUGCUGGUAUUGCACUUUUGUUGUCUUUGUAAAUUAAAAUGUGAAAAUGGAGUGUGGCUUUUGUGGGAUAUUUAAGCAUUCAUAUCAGGACACCUGCUUUGUCAGAGUAAAUGUAACACAGAUUUAGCCUGGCCAGAUAUACUGAGUGUAUAAGGGCUAUGUAUGUACACAGACCUGACUGAACACACAAUUUAAGUUUUGAAAGAUACACAGAUGUUGUGCAAAACUAACCCAUAUGUGGAAGAACUGACUUUGAGCCAACAAAGAUGUCCCCAGUGUCUAGCCCUGAUACAAUCCUCCAUUUCCAGGAUUUUAAUUUAGGAGAAAUAGAAAUUUUAGAUUAUAGAUUUUGGGGCAAAUGAUUGAGCAAAUGGGUCUUUUGUUCACAAAUUUUAAGAGUAAUUCUUCACAAUUGCAAAAUACAGGUAGACCUCACUUAGCGACUGUCUCGGGCAGUGACCAUUUGAAAUUAUGAUGAAAAAGUAACUUUGCACCAAUGCCUGCAAUUAUGACCUUCACAGCAUCUGUCAUGUGUUUGCCACUGCAGUCAGUACACAUCCUGUGCCUGACCCUCCCCCCCUUGCAAACAAGCAAUCUCUUCCUGAGCUGCCUAUCUCCACAGCGCUUCCCCAAGAGAUACCAACAGCAAAUUAACAAGGUCAGCUCUUUACCCCUAAUGAGCCAACUGGCAGCUGUUGCCUGUAAUUGAUAAGACUUAAAUCAUUUUCAUGCCUUUGGCUUUUGUUUUGUCUCCUAAGCUGUUGGGAGCCAGGAGCAAGCUAGGCAAACAACUAGUGCCAGCGUAUUCCUUUUGCUGUGUAUCCCUCAUUGUGUGCCUGCUUUGGUUUCUUGUAAUUUCUUCCUCUCCAAUGAAUGUAAAUACAAACA